GAUCCGUGCAUUGUACCUGAGCAUCCUCUCAGAGCAAGCAAUGGCGGGGACCUUCAUUCUUUCGGUGCAAAUCAUGGUGGUUUCUCAAUAGAUUCCAAGAAACCACACAGGAAAAGAAUCACUCUGUUCAGAUGGAGCAGGAGCAGCUCCAAGAAACACCCCACGGAGAUGGAAAUCUCAAGGCCGCCCCAGAUCCCGGAUACGGAGGCGGCAAUGGCGGCUGCAUCGCCCCCAAUGGCACCCUCCCCUGCGGCUGGCUCGGCCGCCUGUCCCGCGAGCUGCAUUGGAGCUUCGUGCUCGCCGUCGUCGCCGUCUACGGCGCCUGCCAGGGCGUCGGCUCCUCAUUCGGCAGCGUCGCCGCGGGGUACUACUGGAAGGACGUGCAGCGCGUGCAGCCGGCCGCCUCACAGUUCUACCAGGGCGUCGUCAACGUGCCCUGGGUCGUCAAGCCCCUCUGGGGCCUAUUCACCGACGUCGUCCCCGUCGCCGGCUACCGCCGCCGCCCGUACCUCCUCCUCGCAGGCGUCAUGGGCGUGUCGUCCAUGCUCACGCUUGCUCUGCGCCGCACGCCGGCGAUCGUGCCGGCAUUGGUGGCGUUCACGACGCAGGCCGCGGGCGCCGCCAUAGCCGACGUGGUGGUGGACGCCAUGGUCGCGCAGAACAGCAUAAGCCACCCUCCGCUCGCCGCCGACAUGCAGAGCCUGUGCGGGUAUUGCUCCUCCGCCGGCGCAUUGGUGGGGUACUCCAUCAGCGGCCUCGUCGUCCACGCAAUAGGUUCCCAGGGGGCUCUUGGCUUGCUGAGCAUCCCCUCCGUGCUCGUAUUUUCGGCCGGGAUUCUUGUCAAGGAGGAGCGGGCCAAGGAUUUCGAGUACAACCAGGUUCAUAAGAAGUUCUACGAAGCAGUUGAGUCAAUGUGGGCAACAUUGAAGUGCCCGCAAGUCUGGAGGCCGUGCGUUUACAUGUUCUUAAUGUUCGUGCUAAGCCCGGACAUCCAAGGAGGGCUGUUCUACUGGUACACAGAUUCGAGCACCGGACUCGCAUUUUCCGAGGGGUUCAUCGGUCUCAUCUAUUCGAUAGGCUCAGUCGGCUCGCUGCUCGGCGUCCUGCUCUACCAGAACAUGCUCAAGGACUACCCGUUCCGCGGCCUGCUCCUAUGGGGCCAGCUGCUGGCCUGCCUGUCCGGGAUGAUCGACCUGGUGCUGGUCACCAGGCUGAACCUGAGGCUCGGCAUGCCGGACUACCUCUUCGCCGUGAUGGACAACAGCGUGUCCCAGCUGAUCGGCCAGCUGAAAUGGCUGCCGCUACUCGUGCUCUGCUCCAAGCUCUGCCCCGUGGGCAUCGAGGGCACCUUCUUCGCGCUGCUCAUGUCCAUCCAGAACCUCGGCCUGCUCAUGUCCGCCUGGUGGGGCGGCCUCCUGCUGCACGCGCUGGGCGUGACGCGGACCGAGUUCGGGAACCUCUGGGUGGCCGUGCUGGCGAGGAACGCCAUGCGGCUGCUCCCGCUGGCGUUCCUGUUCCUGGUGCCUCGGAGCGACCAGAACUCGACCAUCCUUCCCGCGGAGAUGCUGCCUGGGGAUGGAGGUUCCGCGGGAGAUGUGGGACAAGGGUCGUCAGGUGUCAUCGAGUUUUCUGUCCUCCGUGGAGAUGAAAAUGGUGAAGUCGUUGAGGCUGAGGAAGAAGAACUAGAGCUGACCCCGCUCAUGGAGAAGAUCUGACGACUCACUGAAACAAUUGGUCAAUAACUUGACCAAGUUGGAUAGGAACGGCUGAUGAUACGUCAAAGCAACCAAGAAAUCGUCCAUGAAUAUCUUGUAGUUGUAGUUGUAGCACUAGAUGAAAAGAUGGACUACUAGGUUCGAGGUUAUGAUGUAUGAGGGAAAAGAUAAACCCCAAUGGACAGCUGACAGAAAAUUCUCUGUCAAAUCAUUAUAUCUUUUCCUUGUUAGAACUGAUGUGGGUUUUCCUCACAAAUUCCUUUGAAAAAUCAAAGUUCCAGCGAAAAUUAUUAUUUUUGGCUCAUUGCUAAAAGAAAAGCAUUUUAACUAAGGACAACCUAAUUAAAAAAGGUUGGAAAGGGAAGCAGGGAUGUGAGUACUGUGGGCAGAAUGAAAGUAUUGACCAUCUGUUCUUUUCUUGUUCUGCUGCUAGGCUACUAUGGAGCCUGGUGAAAU
Messenger RNA from Aegilops tauschii subsp. strangulata, 2171 nucleotides. RefSeq names its product probable folate-biopterin transporter 2. NCBI's taxonomy places the organism in Eukaryota, Viridiplantae, Streptophyta, Magnoliopsida, Poales, Poaceae. The record is from RefSeq and is a predicted model, not a curated record. Gene Ontology annotation, cellular component: membrane.